This is a messenger RNA of Penicillium crustosum, 390 nucleotides long. RefSeq lists its product as uncharacterized. The transcript has a single exon. Lineage: Eukaryota; Fungi; Ascomycota; Eurotiomycetes; Eurotiales; Aspergillaceae. Bases 1 to 390 code for a protein of 129 amino acids. The record is from RefSeq and is a predicted model, not a curated record.
AUGCAAUUGAUCAACGCCUCUGCACUUGUCUUCAACCUCCUCUGGGUCUCUGGACUCGCCUCUCCCACCCCUCAGGCUGGAUGGAAAACCACCGCCACCAUGCAACUCGCCAACGAUCACUCUGGCGCCAAUGCCAACGUCCCCAUCCCUAUCGACGGUGUCAAGUACUCCGUUCAAGAGCUCUGGGGCAACACCGCGGUUGCACCGCAUGGUCUUGUUUUCGCGUCGAGCGCCCAGGUCACUGCAUUCGACCAAACUACAGUAUGCACCAUUACCGAAGAGUCGGGCUUUGCCGUAACGUUGGAUGCUCAGCGCACCUGGUUGUCGGUCGAUGGACGGCCGGUUGAUCUGUGCUCCGCUUUUGUUGUUUGUGAAUGCGAACUCAUGUGA